Phyllopteryx taeniolatus (common seadragon) is the source of this 751-nucleotide messenger RNA. Its product is annotated as histone H2B-like. Lineage: Eukaryota; Metazoa; Chordata; Actinopteri; Syngnathiformes; Syngnathidae. The transcript has a single exon. Gene Ontology annotation, cellular component: nucleosome. Gene Ontology annotation, molecular function: protein heterodimerization activity; DNA binding; structural constituent of chromatin. The record is from RefSeq and is a predicted model, not a curated record. Bases 208 to 582 code for a protein of 124 amino acids.
CAGGUCCGAAAUCAGGCGUUCAAAGGCUCUCAGCGACUUUCAAAAGGAGAUUGUUUGUCUCCGCCCAGCCCCUCUCCAGCCAACCGAUGUUUUCAGCCAAUCAGAGUGUGGCGCUGGCACAGCGCUCAGCGCACGAGCCCUAUAAGAAACCAGGCUUCGACUGCUUGGAGUCACCUUAAUUCCGCAGUUAGAUUGAAGCUACGAGCCAUGCCUGAACCAGCUAAGAGCGCACCCAAGAAGGGCUCAAAGAAAGCCGUCGCCAAGGGCGUCAGCAAGUCCGGCAGAAAGCGUAAGAGGAGCAGGAAGGAGAGCUACGCCAUCUACGUGUACAAGGUGCUCAAGCAGGUGCACCCCGACACCGGCAUCUCGUCCAAGGCCAUGAGCAUCAUGAACUCGUUCGUCAAUGAUAUCUUCGAGCGUAUCGCCGCCGAGGCGUGUCGUCUGGCUCACUACAACAAACGCUCCACCAUCACCUCCAGGGAGAUCCAGACCGCCGUGCGUCUCCUGUUGCCCGGUGAGCUGGCCAAGCAUGCCGUGUCCGAGGGCACCAAGGCCGUCACCAAGUACACCAGCUCCAAGUAGACCGCUCCGACCAUACUACAAAAACAACGGCUCUUUUAAGAGCCACUCAUCUUCUCUUCAGAGUAUUAUAUCCAUCAAUUAUUUGAAUACUGUUUAUUCUCAAUAGGGUACACUGGGGGUGAGUGAAAUGAAUUAAAUUUAAAUUUCCUAACUUGAAUCUGGUAUAUGC